AUGGCAAAGCGGAGGAGAAGAGAGGUUUCAGACGAAGAAGAAGAAGAAGAAGAAGAAGUUCGCUAUAGGAGGAGAGCGGCUUCACAGUUUUUCGAGUUAGAAGCAGUAGACACUGAUGAUGAAGAAGAGGACGACGAAGAACAAGGCGAAGAUGAUUUUAUUGAUGAUGCUGAAGUCGUGGACUCCGAUUCCAACGAAAACGAAGAUUUUGCUUUUCGAAAACGUCAGGUUAUUCAUCCACAAAUUGGAGAAGAAGACGAAGAGGAAGAUAUAGACGAAUUUGAAAGGAGAAUUGAAGAAAGGUAUGGCCGAAAAUCGAGAUAUAAAGACGAGGAAGAUGAAACAGAGGUAGUUCAGCAAGCGCUUUUGCCUACAAUUAAGGAGUCUAAGUUAUGGAUGGUUAAAUGCGCAGUUGGUUAUGAAAAGGAAGUAGCAAUAUGCUUAAUGCAGAAGCAAAUUGACAAAGCUUUUAACUUGAAAAUUAAAUCGGUUAUAGCACUCGAUCAUCUUCAGAAUUAUAUAUACGUAGAAGCAGAUAAAGAAUCUCAUGUUAGGGAAGCAUGCAAAGGGAUGAGACAUAUUUUGCUGAAAAAUAAGAUUGUUUUAGUUCCAAAUUCAGAGAUGUCCAAUUUGCUUUGUGUAAAAGGCCGAGAUAGAGAAUUUACUAAGGAUUGUUUGGUGAGAUUAAAAACUGGGAAUUACAAAGGAGACAUUGCUCAGAUUGUGGACGUAGAUGAUAUUCAGAGAAGGGUCACUGUAAAAUUGAUUCCAAGAAUUGAUUAUCAGGAUUUGGUUAACAAAUAUGAAGGUAAUUAUAAACCAAAGGAAGUUUCAAGUAAAAUUUGUCCUCAACCAAGAUUUUGGAGUGCUAGUAAAGCUAAAGCAUUGGGCAUUUCAGUGAAGCGUUCGAGGGAUAGAAUUACUGGGGAUUAUUUUGAUAUUGUAGAUGGCAAGAAAUUCAAAGAUGGUUUCUUGUAUAAAUUAGUGUCGUUUAAGUCAAUCAGUAAUAAGAUUCAGCCAACUGUAGAUGAUCUUGAAAAAUUUCAUGCAGCUAAGGAGAGAGUAGAUGAUGAAGACAUUAAUGCAGAAAUUUUAUCUUUUUCUGCUAUGCUAGCAAAGAAUAUAAAGAAAAAUUCCUUUACAGCAGGAGAUAAAGUAGUAGUUGUCAAUGGAGAUUUAAUACACAUAAAGGGAUUGGUUCUGAAAGUUGAGGAUGAUAUUGUUUAUUUCAGACCAACAAAUGGAGAUCUGCCUCAAAAUUGUCUUGAAAUCAAGAGCAAAGAUUUGACCAAGCUACUUGAAGAUAAUGUUUCUCAGGUUGCAUAUUGUGAAGAAUCAGUAUCACUAGUUAGUAAAACUUAUAACAACAAAAGUAGAAAUAGGGAUGAAACAUCAGGAUCAAUAGCCAACUUUAGACCUCCACCUCCUAAAAAAGGACACGGAUUUGGAAGAGCAAGGCGUGAUCCAUUGGUCAAUGCGCGAAUUAAAAUCCGUCAAGGACCUUAUCAUGGGAUGGUUGGAACCAUUGUAGAGGUUAGAGGGAGUAAAGUUCGGGUAGAAUUAGAGGCUCAAAUGAACUCUGUUUAUGUUAAUCGCAGUCAAAUUUGUGAGAAUGUGAACGUGGAAGUGAACAAUUCUGGCUCUGGUUUAGGGGGUGAAACUCCUAUGUAUUGUGCAACAACUCCAAUGCAUCCAUUGCUGACUCCAACAAGAGAUUCUGCUGCAACACCUAUUCAUGAGGGAAUGAGAACACCAAUGCCAAGUAGAGCAUGGAAUGGUUACUAG
Molecule: messenger RNA, 1785 nt
Organism: Nicotiana tabacum (common tobacco)
Lineage: Eukaryota; Viridiplantae; Streptophyta; Magnoliopsida; Solanales; Solanaceae
Product: putative transcription elongation factor SPT5 homolog 2
Biological process (GO): transcription elongation-coupled chromatin remodeling; transcription elongation by RNA polymerase II; regulation of DNA-templated transcription elongation
Cellular component (GO): DSIF complex
Molecular function (GO): mRNA binding
Source: RefSeq, a predicted model, not a curated record